AUGCUGGGCAACGGCAGUCUCAUCAUCCGGCGCGUGGAGGCCGCGGAUGAAGGCCUGUACUUGAGAAAUUUGAGCUGUAGUUUGGGUGAUUGUGAGAACAAGGAGGUUUUGGUGUUCCGGGAGCUGGCGGAGCGUCACUCCGGGACAUACUCCUGCGUCGUGACCAACAUUGCAGGAACUGCCAACCAAACCGCCACUCUCAAAGUUAAGGUUUCCCCUCGCUGGGUGGUAGAGCCAGUCAAUGUGAGGGGACAGGUGGGGGCGAUAGUCCCCCUUCACUGCCAGGCUAGAGGGGUGCCGCCCCCCACCAUUACGUGGAUGAAAGCUGCCGGAACGGAACCUCAAAAUUUCCAACCCCUUCCAAUGGGUGUUGUCACCGCGGACCCAUACUCCAGCGUGCUGGGGAUCUCAUCAGCCCAUCCCCCUGUUGUGGGCAGCAACGGCACGCUGUACUUGGGGCGGCUGGAGAAGCGCCACGAAGGCUGGUACUUGUGCCAAGCCAGCAACGGAGUGGGACAGGUGCUAUCCCAGCACAUCCAGCUGACUGUACUGGCUGGUGCCCAGGUGGUGUCAGUGGGUGGGCAGUUGACUGCGCCUGCUGGGCAGACGACACAGCUGAGGUGUGAGGCUCAGGGCGAUCCGCCUGUGACCAUCAGCUGGACCACAGCUGGACGACCAGUCAUCACGUCUGACAGAGUAUCCAUCGAAGAGAGCAACAGCGCUGCGAACACUGUAGUGUCGGAGCUGACAAUACGUCAUGUGAUGGCUGCUGACGCCGGCCACUACACCUGCACUGCUGUGAACAACCAUGCUGCUGACAGCGCUACCUACCGACUCCUGGUAUUAGAACUUCCACACCCGCCGUCUGGGGUGACGGUGAGCCCCAGGGGCAGCAGGGCAGUGCUGGUGCGGUGGUUCACUGAACACACGGGGACGCCUGUAACGCUUCAGUACAGGGUUCUCACUAAUGACGGUAUCGACAACGGCUUAUGGACGAAUGUGAGCAUCGAAAAACCUGAAGCUGGUGACACCCAAGGUGGUUCACAAACAUUCCAGCUACGAGACCUACAGCCAGCUUCUCGAUACCAGCUGCAGGUUUUGGCUCGAAAUCAAUUGGGCACUUCUGCUCCAUCUGACAUCGUCACUUUUGUGACAUGGGAAGAAGGUUCGCUGGGUGGGGAGCAGUACACCGUGCGGGGACUCGAGCCCGGAGCGCUCUACGAAGUCGCGGUCCGGGCCUUCAACCGCGCGGGCAGCGGUCCGCUCUCAUCACCCAGGAUCAUACGGGCUACACUGCCUGCUCCCCCCCGCUGCCCCCCCACUGGAGUGACGUGUCGGGGUUCAGGUCCCUCGUUGGUGAGAGUCACGUGGGACCCUCCCUCGGCCUCAUGCUCGUCUCCCCUCGAGAUGGGGUACAGCCUCACCCUCACCCCCAGCCCGAACUCACCAUCGUUCCAUCGCAACUAUGGAAGUAUCGAGGCCACGACGACGAACCUGGAGAAGAGCGUCUCAGGCUUACCGCCCGCCAGCAACGUGAGCGUGCGCGUGCGAGCUGUUAAUGAACGCGGCACUAGCGCCCCUUCUGCUGCCGUACACUGCACCACUGCUGAUGGUGUGCCAGGUCCCCCAGCAAGAGUGAAGGCGGUGGCCACCAGCCCCACGUCUGUGGUGGUGAGCUGGUCGCCCCCUGCACCGAGUACAGGAACCAUCCUGCACUACACCAUCCACACGCACUCACCAGCACAGGGUCGUCAACGCGAGGUGGUGGGGGGCGGGCUGGGUCAGCCCACGUGGCGGGAGGUGCCGGCUCUCUUCACUGGCACGCCACUUCAGUUAAUAAUGUUUAUUUUUGUGACCGCGACAUCAUCUGCAGGGGAAGGCCCUUCUUCCCCAGUCGUACAAGUGACUCCCCAGCUUCUGGGGGAACAGCCUCUCCUUAUUCUGACGGGGGAGGAGGUGUGGGGGGUGCUCAAGGGGGGCUCAGUAACCCUGGGGUGUAGGGUUCUGGGAACCCCACACCCCAACCUACGUUGGAUGAAAACCAACCCCAACGUCAGGGGCAGCACCGGGGUUGGGGGAAGUGUACAAGUAGGAGGGUCUGAAAAUGAGAAAAUAUUACUUGGAGGAGACCUGCACAUAUCAGACAUCCAGGAGUCAAGUAACUACUCUUGUCACGUCCACAACUCGGCGGGGUCUGACCACGUCACCCACGCCGUCCUGGUCGUCACGUCCCCGUCAGCGCCGCUGCUCAGGGUGGUCCACACGUCACACUCGUCCCUCAACAUCUCCAUCGUCACCCAGGAGGACGGAGGCGCUCCUGUUCUGGGCCACACAAUCUACUACCGGCAACCAUCAGGAUCGUGGGAGGAGUUGUCCGUAGUCCCAGGUCCGGAGUCUGGCCACAGCAGCGCGGUUCUCAACUACCUACCGUGCGGUACUCAGUUCCACAUCUACGGUACGAGUGUCAACACACACGGUACCUCACCAGCCAGUGCCGUGCUGGUCACAACCACGGCUGGCAAGACUCCUGGAAGACCUGCUGUCAAUGAACUCAUUGAAGUAAAUGAGACGUGUAUCACGUUGAGGCUUUACACCUGGCCUGAGCGAGGAUGUCCCAUCACAUCAUGGAAGGUGGAGCAGCAACAUGAGGACGGACAGUUCCGGGACUGGCAGAUCAUCGGGUCUCCCAUCACUCGGGACACACAAGAUAUCGGUCUGUGUGGGAUCAGGGACGGCUCUCGGUACCGGUACCGCAUUGCGGCCAUGUCUGAACCGGGACCUACUACUGCCAUAUACCGGGUCAUCUUAGACCCAGUCGAUCCUUUUGACAGUUCACGGAGGACAAGUUCAAUCCAUGAAGUUUCGAUAGCUGAGCCCGGUUCCGAUGGUUCGAUCUUCGACGUUCACUUCAUCGCUGGCGCUAUCAGCGCGGUUCUGCUCACAGCCGCCUGCGUGAUCUGCGUCAGCCUUGCAUGCUUGCGACGUCACGUCUUCUUCAGGAGACAGCGCCCUCUGAGCACCAGCAGCAAGGAAGAGCUCAGCAGUAGUAAGAUUUAUGCGUCUUUGAGGUCCACCAAAGGAAGAAAAUCUUCUGUGUCGACGCCUGUUAAAAGUGGCAAGAGCAAAAGCAUCGCUUCACUUGGCUCCCAGGACUCCUACGGAAAUGAUUCCUAUGAAAUUUGUCCCUAUGCCACUUACGGUCAGGAGGACCAAGCGACGCUGCAGUACGGGCUGAGCGUGCACUCACAGAUCUCAGGCACGCGCGAGUGUAUGGCGGCGGCGCGGACCUGGGACGAGACUGACGUCAGCUUUAAAACAGAGAGAAAUCCUGACAAAAGGAGCCUCCGGCGACCUCCUGCCGAUUCCAAGCAGCGCGAACCCACAGAUGGGGAGCUUUGGGUGCACAUGGAGGACCCCGAGAGCUACGAUGGCGAUGUCAAUCCUCCGUGCAAGACAGACGAGUCCAGCUCUGAAGGAUAUGGCGGCCGGCAGACGCCGUUCCCGCAGUUCGAGCGGCAGCACUAUGAGCCGGUGCAGCGGCGGCAACAGUAUGGCUUUGAUCAACAACAAAUAAAGCCACGGCCGCAACAGAAACUUCCCACUAUGGCUUCCGAUGUAGUCAAGGCCAAAAAAUAAACUUUUAAACUAGUACGAUGUUUGUGAUAAAUUGUCGGCCAAAACAAUAAUUGUCGAUAAUGUACUCGUUUGCAAUUCGGCCUGAUAACUUCACUGGUCGUGAAUUCUUUGUAACACUCGAAUGUUCAUAAAUGAUCGAUGUCUCCAAUGUUCAUAAAUGAUCGAUGUCAUGAACGUUGAUUUUGUGUCUUCCCUAUGCCUGGAAACGUUUCUCAUUCUCACCCUGUCGUGUUAAUGUUAUUACUCCUAUAAUUUCCCGCUGAAUCAAGGCAUCCGCUGUUAUUAUGUGUUGAAUUUGGCUUCAAUGAUAAAUUCGAAUAUACUAUUUCUCAAAACGUUAAUACUGAAUUGUUUACAAAAAUACAUUUUCAUGUGCGUCUAUCACAAUGAUGUAAAUAUUAUUGAAUUUAUGAGACUUUGAACUCAAAUCUCCCUUCGAAGACAUUUCAUCUAUCAGGUCCCAUAUGAAUAGUCCUUUGGCCCAAGAACGACUGAAAGCUUAAGUUCAGAACCUAGGACUUAGGAGCACACCCAUCUCGUAGAAAUAAAAAAAGUUGCAAUUAAAAGACGCUAGCAACCUUGUAAAUACCAUUUAAUAUGUUUUAAGUUACAACGAUUAAAUAAAUUUUACAAGAAAAUAAUAUGUUCACUAUCGAUGUUUAGUUAUUUUCCAACUACUCUAUAAUAAUUCCCAUAUGCAUAAACAACCAAUUAUUACUCGCUUGGGAACACACAGUAUUUCCUACUAAUGACACGACUGAUUUUCUUUAGUUUAAAGAAAAUAGACAGUAAAUUUUAUCGGCUACUUAUCUACUUUACCAAAUUUUAA
Messenger RNA from Hyalella azteca, 4465 nucleotides. Its product is annotated as Down syndrome cell adhesion molecule-like protein Dscam2. Gene Ontology annotation, cellular component: plasma membrane. The transcript has 21 exons. The coding region runs from base 1 to 3636 and encodes 1211 amino acids. NCBI's taxonomy places the organism in Eukaryota, Metazoa, Arthropoda, Malacostraca, Amphipoda, Hyalellidae. Gene Ontology annotation, biological process: cell adhesion; axon guidance. The record is from RefSeq and is a predicted model, not a curated record. Gene Ontology annotation, molecular function: protein binding.